This is a messenger RNA of Chondrus crispus (carragheen), 261 nucleotides long. RefSeq lists its product as hypothetical. The record is from RefSeq and is a predicted model, not a curated record. The transcript has a single exon. Lineage: Eukaryota; Rhodophyta; Florideophyceae; Gigartinales; Gigartinaceae. Bases 1 to 261 code for a protein of 86 amino acids.
AUGCAUCACCCAGCAAGCAUGUCCCUCCCGCUCACGCCCACAGCUCAUUCCUCUCCCCCGCUUGGCACUCCCCACAACAAGCCGCCAUUCUUCAUUUUUUCAUUUUUAAACCUCCCCACGUACCACCUUCCACUUCCUCCACUGUCUCACACUGCUCCGGCCCAUCAAGUACCAUCCUCCGCUUGCGGUCACGAACAGCCCCGAUCCCCGUCCCACGCCUUCCCUCUCUCUCUCUCCCAUCCGUCCGGGCCCCCUGCCUGA